This is a messenger RNA of Rhea pennata, 1248 nucleotides long. RefSeq names its product ciliary associated calcium binding coiled-coil 1 (gene CABCOCO1). The record is from RefSeq and is a predicted model, not a curated record. The transcript has 10 exons. Bases 1 to 1248 code for a protein of 415 amino acids. NCBI's taxonomy places the organism in Eukaryota, Metazoa, Chordata, Aves, Rheiformes, Rheidae.
AUGGCGGCCGUUGAGGAGGGGCCGGAGCCAUGGCUGGAGCCGGGGCCGCAGCCGGCGCCAGAGCCGAGGCCGGGGCAGCCUUUACUGCUACCAGGGCGCACUGAUGGCUCUUGUUUAGCCUACACUCCACCAGGACCCUCAGGUCCUUUAUGGGAAUUGUUGAAUUUCAUGAGGUUCCUGUUGUCCCAUUCCUGUCUGGUACCUCUGCGUAGUGGUCGUGCCCUUGAGGAUAUUGACUGCAUCCUCCACUUUGGUACCAUCCUCAAACUUGACAAGGGCAUGUUCCAUGUCCUCCAGGUCCUGGACGAAGGAAUUAAACAGGCUAGAUCCCUUGAUAACCUGCUGAGGAACUUCCCUUGUAACCAGCCUUCAAAUGAUUGCAUUACGUGUUCAUGUUGCUUUUAUUACCCCUGGCUACAGGAAGAAGAGCAAGAUCAGGAUACCAUAGAUGGAAAGAUGAUUCAAUGGACAUUUCUUUCUCCUUCCCAAAUUAGUGCUUUGUCAGAAGAAAAUAUAGAAGGAGUUCAAAAAAAGCUGGAAGAGUUCCUGAAUUUUAAACAAUUAAAAACAUCAUUGAAGGAAGCUAUUUUGCUAGAUUAUUAUACCUCAGGAUUUUGGUGGGCUAAAGAAAUGAACUUCAGUCUUACACAACUCACAGGAUUCAUGGGUCUGUUAAAUUUCCUACUGGAGAACCUCAGUGACAAACAUAUGACAUUAGGUGAUAACAUAAAAGAACUCGGAAAAACAAUGGCUGGAAUAGGAGGAACUCAUUCAGAAGGAAGUGGUGACUUGGAUUUCUUCAGUGUUGAACAAGCCAAAGCAAUCAUUGAUUACUUGAAUAUCAGCUUAUUUCAACACUAUAAACUGUAUGAAUAUCUUUUCCAUAGUCCUAGAGAAGAACUUGUGAUAAGUGACGAGUAUGUGAUUGAACUUGCCCCACCUGCAGAUGACACUUUUCCUGUUCUGCUGGAAGAAGGUAUACCUUUUGAUAUCAGCUCAUCACCUACAGCUGCAGAGAUGGAAUCUAAGGAGUCUGAUCUAGAAAGCUACUUGGAAGAGCCCUGUCCAGAAGCAGAAUCCUUCGAGGGAGAUGCUUUGGCUGGUUUCACUGUUGAAGAUGUGAAGUCUGUAAUGAGUGAAGUCACAAGUGAAAUUAUUGGCAACCUUGAGGCAGAGAUAAACAAAAAGCUGCAAAUACAAGAAGAAGCUUAUACUUCAAGAAUAGAAAAAUUGAAAAGGCCUAAAUAA